AUGUUGUUCCACUUAGGACUGGAGAAGAUGAUAAGAACAUCGCUUGAAAAUGGAGGAGUGCAUGCCGGAAUGAAACAUAAAAUCCUUGGAUGCGCAGAUGAUAUAGAUUGGAAGCAACCAAGAAGACACGAAGAAAUAAAAACACUGAAAAAUCUCACCAAUAUUGGAAAAGAUAAUAGGAAGAGUACAAACUGGUCCGAAGAAAGACAAGAAAUGCAAUCGAAAAUCAUGAAACUGCGAUGGGAAGAAAGAAAAUCAAGACUCCAAAGAGGGUUAACCAAUGAUAUUCAGGUGCAAUAUACGGGGUCCAGGAGUGCUAUGUAUGCCGUCCAGACGGAGAACGGUCGCCCGAACUGGAGAAGCAGUUCCCCAACGCAGAACUACCGAUCUGUGGUACCAAACCACCAGAAAGGAAAGUCUGUCCAAUAGGUUCUAAGGGAUGUUUGACCCAGUACGAAGGGGAUAGAGUUACCAAAAGCUGUUCUGAGCUAUUUGUAAACGAUUGCAGUCAAGCGAACAGAGUGAAAUAUUGUUACUGCGGAGGAACAUUAUGUAACAAAGAAGAAAAAACAAUCACAAUAACUCCCGAAACAGAUGAUGAAGACUUGUCUGAAGGAAGCGGAGAUGGCACAACUACAACAGUGACAACACAAUCAACUACUACAAUAAGUACAACAACUAAACCCACAAUGAAAACUCACAAAGCAUCAACUUCUUCAUCUCUCAAAACUCCGUGGUUUACCGUUAUUAUGAUGAUAUACAUUUUCCAUUUUCUAAAUUAAAAAGGGCUGAGUAUCAUAGCAGUAACAAAGACCCAACAGCAUAAAACUUAUUAUUCAUUUAUUUUAUUUAUUUAUUUAUAUAUUUGUUUAAAUGCAACGAAUUCGAAUGGUAACACUGAUCCUGGUUGAAAUUAUUACAUUAAUUAAUCCAUAGCUAAACUGUUACUUGAUACUUUCUCUGCUUAGUAUUUAAUAGUGUGCGUUACAAUGGAAUAACUAGUAGAAAUAUUAAUGAAGAAAAAACAAUAAAAUAAAGUAAAGUUAUUAUCAGGAAAAAUAUCAAAUUUGGAUAGAAUUUCGAAAAGUGAAUAGAUUCUUAAAAGAACUGAACUCUGACUGAAUGUAAUUAAUAAAUAAAAUAUUAAGUAUUAAUUUAAAAUAAACUAUUGAAAGAAAUGAGGAUUUUUGAGCACUCCAACAAAAUUAUUACAGGAAACAAUGAACUAGAAUUACGAAGUAAAAAACUUAAAAAGCUCAAUUGGUAAGGUAUAUUUCUUAAAUAUCAAUUUACCCAAGCAUAUUAAUGAGUUGUUACAAUUUAACAAUUAGAUACUUGAAAACUGCUUUGCUAAAGUUUAAAAAUAAAAUGAAGUAUUUAAUUGUAAAUAACAUUCCGAUCUCAUUAGUAUUAAACAUUUUAUAUUUUAUUAUAAAUUUAAUUUGGUUGUUACAUAUUUCAUAGUUCAUUUUGAAUAAAUGUUACCUUCUGUUAAAAAAAUAUAUCAAAAUGUGACAUCAAAACAUUGCAGAAAAAAAUUAAAUAUUGCUCCAGUUUUUUGUUUCUUGAAAUCUUUCUUAAUGAUGGUUAUGUUCCUUUAUUAUAUUAUUUAUUAUUAUUCGUAAAUCUAUUUAUUUUAUUACUUUAGAUAGUUUUAGUGGCCUACUGAUGUUUUUAUAGAUUAGUUAAAUAAUUUAACAUAUUAUAUUACUGUAUGUCAAAAUAUUUAUGUAUUAUAUUAUUUUAUACAAAAUCAACCUUUAGAAAUUAAGUUUUUUAAACUGUCUUCAGUUUCAUUAAUUAAUAAGUUAUAGUUAAUCAAAAUUCAUACAAAUAUGGAUUUAACAUUACAAAUAUCGAUAACAUUAUUUGAAAUAGUAAGGGUUAAUUUUAACUAAUAUUACUUAUUUUUAUUAUAAAGUUGGAUAAUGAAGCCUAUCCAAUGAUACUUGUCUGAUUCUUAGUGCCCAAUACGUGAUUAAAAAAAAAAAGUUGUAUAAAUUAAAUAUGUAUUUUCCAGGAUUUUACAUUCGAGGGGGCCAAUAAUUUCACAAUCAUAAUUUUUCUUAUCAGUUUGACUUCAAGAAGGAGUCAGCUUGAAUACUACUCAAAAGGGGUUAAAUCUUUUUUGAAAUGAUUAAUUCAUUUGUAUUUUAUGUAAAAAAAUAUUAAAUUCUUAAGUUAAUUUUGGUAUGAAAAUAUUUUAGAGUAGUGAUGAGGCCCCUUAAGCUCCCGAAAGGCACUGGUUACAUUCUCAAUGAAAUUAUUAAAUAAAUUACAAUUAAUAAUUUCAGAAUAUUUUUCUUUCACUUCUGUUUAGUAAGACAAAACAAAUAGGCCAAUAACAUAUCAAAACGAAGAACUCUUCAUGACAUUGUCAAGCAACACUAAUAUAAUAAAUAGCUUUACAUAGAUCAUAGCUGUCAAUUUCUGAUGGCUAUGCUUCCUCAAAAGAUAAAUCAACAACGGACUAAAGUUUCUUGCCAUAUUUAUAGAAUUAACUAGAAACUAAGAGAAUUAACUAAAAGAACAGAGAUCAUCUUUUCUAAAUUAUUAAUUAUUUUAAGUAUCAUCUUCAAAUUAUAACAUUAUUUAUUUCUGUAAUACUUAUACGUCUUAACAUAUUAACUAAAAUCUUUGCAAAAUAAUUUUAUAAAUUAAUAUAUGAUUCGUUCUAAUAAAUAUUAUAAAAUUAGUUCUAUAAGUAUCAUUAGUAGAAACUGAUAUACAGGAGAUUUGCAAAAUCGAUAUUUGUGAUGUGAACACUCAUGUAAAGCUACCAAAUACCUGUUUUAGUAAUUAUAAUUAUUUUGAAACAAUAUUUGUUUUCUGAUUGGAAUAUUUGUUGAUUGACGGACCAAAAUUUUGUGCCAACCAUUUUGUAAUCAAGGUGUAAAAUGUUAUUUAUUUAGUGAAUAUACUGGGUUAAAAUAUCCAGUGAAUUGUGAUACCUAAAAUAUAUAGUUAAUAAGGAGUUUUCAUUUACAAAUUUAUGUAAAAUAUUAUACCCUAAUAAUUAUUGUAAUAAUAAUUUUUAAUAUUAGUAUUAUUAGUUAAGUUGAUUUCUAUGGAUGACAAAAGAAAUGAUAACUUAUAUGUUAACUGUAUUAAACCCCAAAUACAGAUAUGAAUAAGAGCGAUUAUUAUUAUUAUGAUGAUGAUGAUUAUUAUUAGCAUGAUGAUCAUUUAUAAGAUAUAAAAGGCAAGUUAAAAAAACAUUAAACGGUGUGAAUCAUUCCUAUAUAUGUAUUAUUGCUAUUAUUCCUAUAUAACAAAUAAUUACAGAAACAAUAAAUUAAAUAACUAAACACUAUAUUCUUAUACAAAACUAUGGAUGAUAAUUUGAUAUUUCUAAACUUCAAAAAUUUAAAAAUUACUUGAAAUGAAAUUAAAAGGAACUCCAGAAAAUAAGAAUAACGCAGAUACAUGACAGAGUGGAGUUAGAUCUACGAAUAAAUAGAAAAAAAAUCCAAUAUAAUGCAACAAAGACCUGAAAAACUAAUGCUUCAAUGGAUAAAUUUCAAAGUUUAUAUUUUAUUGGGUUGACAAAUAAGUCCUUUUGGUUUUUCAGGAUGAAAUAAAACUCAAUGUAACAUAGAAAUAAAAUUAAUUUUAAUCUACAAUA
Messenger RNA from Nezara viridula (southern green stink bug), 3625 nucleotides. The record is from the annotation of a GenBank genome assembly. Lineage: Eukaryota; Metazoa; Arthropoda; Insecta; Hemiptera; Pentatomidae.